CGUGAACUUCUCUGUAGAUUUCUUUCAAAGAAAUACAUACAAUUGUAUUCCUUAUCAAUAAAUUAAUAUCGAGAGGAUCUACUUACCUUCUGUGGUCUGGAAGGAGCAGUUCCGUGCCUCGCGCUAAGAACAGAAAGAAGCAGCCUGCAGUACGCGGCACUGUGUCGCAGCUUCCGAGGCCACCUCUCACCAAGAUAACGACGAACGACCAGCUACCAUUUCACAGCAAAGCGACUCUUAGACUCAGAGGCUCAUGUUCCGUUAUUCAUGAGUAGUGCGAUCAUAGUGUUUCUUCAAUAGGGACCCGCCUCCUCGGGGAUCGUUCACGAUGCGGCUCUUCAAUACGCCGCAGGAUAGGUUACAAAGAAGUUUGGGAAGCCGGUUGCUGAAAUGGACACUUUCGAUAUCGAUGAUGGCUUCGACGACUCUCGCACAGAGUCAGGCGGACUACUUCGUCCAUUCGUUGCCUGGAGCACCUGCGGGACCGUUGCUGAAGAUGCAUGCUGGGCAUAUCGAUCUUGGAAUGCAGCACAACGAGCAUUUGUUCUUUUGGCAUUUUCAGAAUCGACACAUUGGAGAUAGACAGAGAACUGUGAUCUGGGUGAAUGGUGGUCCUGGAUGCAGUUCAGAAGAUGGUGCUUUGAUGGAAAUUGGUCCAUACCGUGUUGGACCAAAUGGAGUUCUCGAACUUAAGGAUGGAUCUUGGGAUGAAUUUGCAAACGUAAUGUUUGUUGAUAAUCCCGUUGGAACCGGAUACAGUUACGUUGAUACAGACUCCUAUGUCCACGAGCUCCCGGAAAUGGCCAACCAGUUUGUCACUUUCCUCGAAAAGUGGUUCGCUCUGUUUCCAGAAUACGAGCAUGACGAUCUAUAUCUUGCUGGAGAAUCCUACGCCGGACAACACAUUCCCUACAUCGCAAAGGCUAUAUUAGAUCGCAAUAAGGCUGGGGCAGCACAUCAAUGGCAAUUGAAAGGAAUGCUCAUUGGUAAUGGCUGGAUCUCACCAGAAGAACAAUACAAAGCAUAUCUCUCAUUCGCAUAUGAGAAAGGACUUGUCACGCAUGGGUCUGAGUCGGCGAAGAGGAUUGAAACCCAACAAGCAGUUUGCUUGAAAGCUCUGGCAGAAACUGGCGGGAAAGAUAAAGUUGAUAUCGGCGUCUGUGAGCAGAUAUUACAGGAUAUCUUGAGAGAAACCAUCACAGCAGACCAACAAUGCUUCAAUAUGUACGAUGUAAGGUUGAAGGAUUCAUAUCCCAGCUGUGGAAUGAAUUGGCCUCCGGAUUUGGUCGAUGUUACUCCGUAUCUUCGUCGAAAGGAUGUUAUCGAAGCAUUACAUGUCUCGCCGGGAAAGCGAACAGGUUGGACUGAAUGCAACGGAGCUGUUGGAAGCGCCUUCAGAGCCGCAAACUCUAAGCCUUCGAUUCAACUUUUACCCGAUCUCAUUGCAGAAGUACCCACUGUCCUAUUCUCAGGAGCAGAAGAUCUCAUUUGCAAUCAUAUUGGAACAGAAGAGCUGAUUAGCAACAUGCAAUGGAAUGGAGGAAAGGGUUUUGAAGUGUCUCCGGGCACCUGGGCUCCAAGAAGAUCCUGGACAUUUGAAGGAAAGCCCGCAGGCUUUUGGCAAGAGGCGAGGAACUUGACAUAUGUCCUGUUCUAUAAUUCCUCCCACAUGGUCCCCUUCGACUACGCAAGACGGUCACGCGACAUGCUCGAUCGUUUCAUGGGCGUUGAUAUUGGUAGCAUUGGUGGAACACCAUCAGACAGCCGCAUCGAUGGUGAGAAAGGUCUUGAGACCUCUGUUGGUGGCCACCCCAAUAGCACUGCUGCUGAAGAGGCCGAGGCGGCAAAACUUGAAGCUGCUAAAUGGUCUGCUUAUUACAAGUCGGGAGAAGUUGUCCUUGUCAUCGUCAUUAUUGCAGCAGCAGCUUGGGGGUAUUACAUCUGGAAGGAUCGCCGCCAAAGAAAGGGAUACAGGGGCCUUUUCGGAGGCGACGCCCCUAUGUCACUUGGAGGAGCCCGGGAAACUACUAGGAGCGGUAUGGGCUUGGAGAGUUUUAGAAACAAGAGGGCUACCCGUGAUGUGGAAGCAGCAGAUUUUGAUGAGAGCGAGUUAGACGAGCUGCACGUACGAACACCUACCGAAGACAUGGAUCGGGAUCGUUACAGUGUGGGGAGCGCAAGCGAUGACGAGGCUGGAGAGAAGCAUGGAAACGGCCACGUAGGUGGCAAAGGAAGGCAGGGUGAGAAGAGCUAAUAGCAUUUACACAUCGGGCGUGGCGUUUCAAGCAGUUUCAAUGUACUUGAAUCAAAUACGAAUCUGUAGCCAUAUGCUAGGUCCACAUCACAUAAUCAUGUCUGGG
Messenger RNA from Mollisia scopiformis, 2360 nucleotides. RefSeq names its product serine carboxypeptidase. The record is from RefSeq and is a predicted model, not a curated record. The coding region runs from base 329 to 2254 and encodes 641 amino acids. Gene Ontology annotation, cellular component: trans-Golgi network. The transcript is spliced from 5 exons. Gene Ontology annotation, molecular function: serine-type carboxypeptidase activity. Lineage: Eukaryota; Fungi; Ascomycota; Leotiomycetes; Helotiales; Mollisiaceae. Gene Ontology annotation, biological process: proteolysis; apoptotic process.